AGGUUUACAUCACCCGGGCUGGAGCUGUAGCCCGGCGCUUGGCGCCCCCGAGACAUUCGCAGCGGAAGCGGCGGCGGCUCCGCACGCGUCCGGCUGCCGGGGACCGAAGCCGGAGCCCGACCCGGAGCCGAGCUCAGCCACGACGGAGCAGCGCGGGCCACCCAGGGGUGCCUGGGGACUCUGAGCUUGGCCGGCGCCAGGACUCCGUCGCGCGCGAGGGCAGGAUGCGAGCCACCUCUCUGGCUGUUCCUGAGGGUGUCCCCUCCAGGAAGAAGCGGUUGGAGUUGGAUGAUGACCUAGACACUGAGUGUCCCACCCAGAAACAUGCUCGAUGUGGGCCCCAGCCCAGGCUGCCCUCCUGCCAACUGCCCCUGAGCCCACCCCCUGCUCCAGUUCACACCCCUGCUGUGACCACUGCCUCCAGGCUUGGACCCUAUGUUCUCCUGGAGCCUGAGGAGGGCAGCCGGACCUACCGCACCCUGCACUGCCCCACAGGCACGGAGUACAUCUGCAAGGUGUACCCGGCCUGCGAGGCCCUGGCGGUGCUGGAGCCCUACUUGCGGCUGCCCCACCACCGCCAUGUGGCCCGGCCGGUGGAAGUCCUGACAGGCACGCGGCACCUCUAUGCCUUCUUCCCGCGGCCGCAUGGGGACAUGCACAGCCUGGUGCGCCGCCGGCGGCGCCUCCUGGAGCCCGAGGCCGCAGCGCUCUUCCGCCAGAUGGCCGCCAUCCUGGCGCACUGCCACCAGCACGGGCUGGUCCUGCGCGACCUCAAGCUGCAGCGCUUCGUCUUUACUGACCCAGAGAGGACAAAGCUGGCGCUGGAGAACCUAGAGGAUGCCUGUGUGCUGACCGGGCCUGACGACUCCUUGUGGGACAAGCACGCGUGCCCAGCCUAUGUGGGCCCCGAGAUCCUCAGUUCCCAGCCAUCCUACUCAGGCAAGGCAGCAGACGUCUGGAGCCUGGGUGUGGCACUCUUCACCAUGCUGGCUGGUCACUACCCCUUCCAGGACUCAGAGCCUGCCCUGCUCUUUGGCAAGAUCCGCCGUGGGGCCUUCGCCCUGCCCGAGGGCCUCUCGGCCCCGGCCCGCUGCCUGGUCCGCUGCCUCCUCCGAAGGGAGCCAACUGAGCGGCUCACGGCCUCAGGCAUCCUGCUGCACCCUUGGCUGCGGGAGAAUGUGAUCCCUACACCCCCCUCGCGAUCCAGCCUCUGCGAGGCCUACCAGGUGGUCCCAGAAGGGCUGGGGCUGGAGGAGGCAGAGGAGGAGGGAGAGAGAGACGUGUGUCUCUACGGCUAACGCCACCCUACUGGACUCUCAGCCCCAGACUGCCAGUUGAGGCUGGGGUAUCUCUAAGCUCUCUCCUGCCUCUUUGAACUGAGCCAACAACCUUAAGUGCCUUCUGGGAGGGAGAGAGGAGGAGGUGUGUGUGGAGUGUGCUGGAUGCACACACCUGUGCACAUGAUCUCGUGCCUCACCGAGUCCUCGGGAGCUCGCUGUGCCAAGCCCCGCUCCCAGUGCUGGGAACACAGCAGUGAACGACAGAGACAAAACUCCUGCUCACAGAGUUGACAACACUUUCCAUGCCCACCAGGCAGUGUCUACACUGAGCACCCACAGUGCAGGUAUUGGCAUCCACUCAUGCUGAUGCCCAGGUACCUCUGACAUGGGACAGUCCCUUUCACAAACAACCCAGCUGCCUUUCUAUCUUGCACCUUUUCAGAGAAAGGGAAGCAUCCCUGUGCCAAAGGCUCCAGGCCCCUCCCCUGUAACUCAGGACUCUAGAGAACAGACCAUGCUGGGAAUUGUGCUCCCAGCAGCUCUGUCCUCUUGGUCAAGGGCUUCUCCAUCCAGGCCUGAGCCAAGGAUUUGGGCUGGAAGAUCAAGAGUGCAGAUGGUGAAGCUGGUCUUCAUCUAAUUCAAAGAGUAGCCUGGAGUGAAGGGCCAGGCCUGUCCACCUCAGUGGCCCCUGACCUGAGCACCAGAGUUGGGCUGGGAUCAGGCAGGUUCUGUCCCCUGGCCUCCUGAAAAGUCCCAAGCUCUGUUCUAGGGACACUUGGGGUCCAGGACCCUAUAUCAACACUGUGGGUUUUGGAUGCCAUGAGUAUAUGUUUUUAUCUUGUGCCUAAUAAAGGAAUUAUGAAGUA
Mesoplodon densirostris (Blainville's beaked whale) is the source of this 2146-nucleotide messenger RNA. RefSeq names its product tribbles pseudokinase 3 (gene TRIB3). Gene Ontology annotation, molecular function: mitogen-activated protein kinase kinase binding; ATP binding; protein kinase activity. Gene Ontology annotation, biological process: positive regulation of proteasomal ubiquitin-dependent protein catabolic process; protein phosphorylation; regulation of MAP kinase activity. Gene Ontology annotation, cellular component: nucleus. Bases 225 to 1298 code for a protein of 357 amino acids. The transcript has 4 exons. NCBI's taxonomy places the organism in Eukaryota, Metazoa, Chordata, Mammalia, Artiodactyla, Ziphiidae. The record is from RefSeq and is a predicted model, not a curated record.